AUGCGUCUUGUCAACCUUGCUGCUUUUGCCUGCGCUGUAAUCGGUGCCAGCGCAUUUGAGUUCCCCGACUUCGUCCCUCUGCACAAACGCCAGGAACCCGGAACUCCUGCGUACGAGUGCCACGCCAACUGCGGUGGCGUGAUUACCGCCGGCCGUACUAACGGAUACUGUGAUACCGACGAUUUCAAGACCGAGUUGGCCGAUUGUUUGAAGUGUGCUGUUGAGUUCGACAUCUGGAAGUAUUACGGGGGUUCUGUGUCCAAGGCUGCUACUGCGUGUGGAUUGGAUGCCACCCCGGCCGAAACGUCUUCCACUACUACGUCUGUUAGUGCUACCACUACAUCCGAUGCUGCUAGCGCUACGAAGACUGCAGAAGAAAGUGUCAGUUCCACUGUGACCACUGAUACGGCAGCCUCCUCUGCUGGUACUACGGUCGCCACAACUUCCGUGAGCCCCCCCGCAUGUUUCUGGUUCUUCUCGCCCAUCACUGCUAGUACUCCUUCCUCGUCUCCCGUCUAUAAUGGUGGUGCUACGAUUAACUCGGGCAAUGGGCUGGUGUUUGGUGCUUUUGCUGGCUGUCUUAUUGCAGCCUUCAUGUAA
Penicillium mononematosum is the source of this 600-nucleotide messenger RNA. RefSeq lists its product as uncharacterized. The transcript has 3 exons. NCBI's taxonomy places the organism in Eukaryota, Fungi, Ascomycota, Eurotiomycetes, Eurotiales, Aspergillaceae. The coding region runs from base 1 to 600 and encodes 199 amino acids. The record is from RefSeq and is a predicted model, not a curated record.